AUGAUUAAUCAAUAUAAAACUCAAAUCAUAAUCUUUCUUAUUGCUUUAUCACUUGUUAUACACUCAUUACUUAUGAAAAGAUCAGAAAUUACAACAACUCAUUCAUCACAAAUAUUAAUCAUGAAUCCUUAUGUAUAUGCACACAAUCUCUCUAUUAAUGGUCAAAUUGAUCCACCCUGCUAUAGAACUCAAAAUAUCUAUGUAUGUUCUGGUUAUUGUCCUUGGAAUAAUACACAUAAUAAUGAACUGGUUUCAUGUUCGUUUCUUCCUCGUACUCCUAAUGCUGAUUUUGUAAAAUAUAAUAUUUAUUGUACUCCUGAACCUGAUCAUUGCGCAACAUAUAAUGCAUGGCUCAAAGAUAGUCUACCACCAGCAGAACAAUUUAUCCAACGUAUUCCUGAUGAACUUCUCUCUAAUUUUACACUGAACUAUUCUAUAUCUGUUCAGUAUGGUCUUGCUGUCACAAAUAAGAAAUGUGCCGUUAUUGGAAGUGAAGAUCCAUGGAUCGAAGCUGCAUCAUUGGAAUACAAUGCAUCAAAUGUAACAACUAUUGAAUAUGGAACAAUUCAUUCAGAUAUAUCUCGUCUGACAACUUGUCACAAGUUGUAA
Adineta steineri is the source of this 609-nucleotide messenger RNA. NCBI's taxonomy places the organism in Eukaryota, Metazoa, Rotifera, Eurotatoria, Adinetida, Adinetidae. The record is from the annotation of a GenBank genome assembly.